GCGGGGCGCCGCCUCCCAGCAGCACCCGCCGCAGCUGGGCCUCGCCCCCGCGCUGCUGGCGGCGCCAGGCGCGGCGCCCGCCGCCUUGCCGGCGCACCAGUGCGAGGCGGACUGCAACGGCCACGGCGCCUGCACGGUGGUGGACGGAGCGCUGGCGUGCAGGUGCCACGAAGGGUGGGUCGGCAUGCUGUGCGACAUGCGGCGCUGCCCCCACGACUGCCACGGCCAGGGCGUGUGCGUCGGAGGCACCUGCGUGUGCUCCCAG
Prorocentrum cordatum is the source of this 265-nucleotide messenger RNA. NCBI's taxonomy places the organism in Eukaryota, Dinophyceae, Prorocentrales, Prorocentraceae. The record is from the annotation of a GenBank genome assembly.